Molecule: messenger RNA, 2300 nt
Organism: Micropterus salmoides (largemouth bass)
Lineage: Eukaryota; Metazoa; Chordata; Actinopteri; Centrarchiformes; Centrarchidae
Exons: 3
Coding region: 65-598 (177 amino acids)
Source: RefSeq, a predicted model, not a curated record
ACCAGUGAGAAAAGGCUUGAAGCUCAGCCUUUGGUCCAUCGUUUUGGAAGCUAAUGGCAGCAACAUGAGUGGAGCCCAACAGGACCGAGCAAUGACGGCAGACAGCCUCCCUCUGAACGGGACAGCAGCUUUGGGACUACAUGACCAGGAGAUGAACACAGCUCUGUUUGAGUUCAAAGUGUUUAACAUAGUCAUGAUUGCCCUGGCCUUGUGUAUCCUCACUAUCACCGGCUUGUACUGCAUCACUGUCUGCUACAACCGCAGCAGGCAGUCAAAGAGAGCCCACGUGUAUGAGAGUGCAGUGACCCAAGGCGAGUCGCUGGACCCCGUGGCGGUCAGAGCAGUGAAGAGGUCGACCAGCUUCAUCAACCCCUUCGCCUUCUUCAGGAAACCAGACGCAGCAAAGGACAACUCCAGGAUCUAUUACAUCUACAGCAACCCGCUGCCUGUAGGGGUGAAGGAGGAAGAGGAGGUGGGGUGCGAGGCCCCACAGGGACCAGAGGAGCAAACUGCACUGUCACUGUCAUUUCAAGAGUAUGCCAAUGAUCCAAACAGUGGCGUCAUUCUGGACCCUCCGAUUUUUUACAUGCAGCUUUAGAAAGUGGUGAGGAGUUGUGCUGUGGGGGGUACAAGGGAAAAGCUGUCUGAAUGUCACAUAGUGGACUGGAGAGACCCUGGUAAGAGGUUUGACCUCUGCAGCUGUGUCUAUCAAAAGUUAUGUCACCAUAUACAGGCCACUAAAGGGGGACUCCAUCGAUUGUACCAAUUCAACUUAAUUAUAAUGAGGAGGAGUACUACUCUGUUGUAUAAUGGCCUCUGUAGCUCAGGUCUGAGAAAAAACCCUAAUGAUGUCAUGGUGAUGUCAUAGGGGCUACCUCAGGCUUGGACAAAACAGAAAGUCCACAUUAUAGACUGCGGGAUGAAGUUAGAAAGAUGUGGGCGUUCACCAGAAUAAAUGCUAUCGAACUGCAUUAUGGGAAAUGCAGGAUCUGUUUGAAAGCUUGCCAAGUACUAGGGACUAAAAUGUAGGAUAUUUUGCUCACUGCUACUUCAGUAUUGAUCAUUCUUUGUUUAGAUCUGUCUCUUGUGAGUCCCACAACGCUAAAUCACAGGUGUACACAUUAAAACCGCAAUCUACUUUUUCAUGACAAAUAACUCCAGAGUAAGUUUAAAAGUGCGUGAACUAAAGAUGUGGUUGGGUGCAAGAACAAACAAGGAUGUGCAUUUGAUGCUGAACCAUGCAACUGCAAUGGAUGCCAGUCUUAGCCAACAGAAAGCAUAUCAACAGUUUUCUGUCUUUAAAAUAUAAAUGCAGGACUUUAAGAUACAACUAGUAGAGCUAUGGAAGAUUGGUUUUGUUUUUAUUAGCAAGUGCCAGUUUUGUUUGUAACACAUGCAAGUUCAUGAGCAAAUAGUUUUGUCAAUGGCUUAGUAAAUGUUGUAUAAGAUAGAAAAUGCAUUUAAGUAUUUAUGUAUGGUAUUUACAGGUACAAAAUGUAAGUACAGGAUUAUGCUACUAGUUACAUUGAGGCUAUAUAAUCACGUAUAAAUUUUGGAUGUUUUCUGUAAUGGCAUAUUGGUAUAGUGUUGCAAUACUGUACAUAGUGAUGUUGUACUCAAUCAUCACAAGUCAAUUAUGUACUUGUAUUCACUUUCCACGGGACUACUACAUCUUAAGAAGUUAUUCUGCAUUUGGGUUUGCAAAGUCCUUUCACAAACCUCCACUAGAUAACCUCAAAAAUGCAGGUUUGCCAGGCUGAACAUGAGGUCGUCAUAGUUCAAGAAAAGCAGUAAACUUAGUAAAGUUCUUUCUGGAUUUUUUAUUGAUCUUUAAUAAAACUGCUGAUACAAUGUGCUUUACAAAAGAAGCAGAGUGUGAGAUACAGAGAAAGAUGAAAAAAUUACAAACGAUUAUCACUGCAGAGCAAUUGAUCGUACAGUACUUCUGGGCUAAGGGACUGCACUGCACAAGAGUCAAUCCUCAGACGAUUGGCUGGGUCUCUCUGAUCAGCCACUCCAGUGCAUCCUUCCUGCCUUGCUUCUCCAGCUCUGCUCCAACCACCUCCCGGCACUUCCUGUGGUACUCGUUCACCCAGUCGCGCUGCGGAACGGAAAAGAGAGGCGGUCAAAGAACUGUCGAACCAUGAAGAGAAUGUAUUUAAGUAGCGCAUUAUGUAAUAGGAAGAGUUGGGGCUUUUAUCAAACAUUCAAACGCAUAGUUCAUGAUUUUACUAUAUGUCAUGUUAAGCUAAAUACAUUUGGUGUGUUGUCGCAUUGCCAAUAAAAACCUUUUGAGAUUC